AUGGAAGAACGUGACCAAAGUGAGCGUAGGAAGGAGUAUUGGAUGAGGUCAGAACUUUUGGUUGGUGGAGAAUUUGACUUGGAGAUGAACUUUAUUAUCCAGGAUGCUGAGAGCAUAACAUGCAUGACAGAGCUUUUGGAGCACUGUGACGUGACAUGUCAAGCAGAAAUAUGGAGCAUGUUUACAGCCAUUCUGCGAAAAAGUGUUCGAAAUUUACAGACUAGCACAGAAGUUGGGCUAAUUGAACAAGUGUUGCUGAAAAUGAGUGCUGUAGAUGACAUGAUAGCAGAUCUUCUAGUUGAUAUGUUGGGGGUUCUUGCCAGCUACAGCAUCACUGUCAAGGAGUUGAAGCUCUUGUUCAGCAUGCUUCGAGGAGAGAGUGGAAUCUGGCCAAGACAUGCAGUAAAAUUAUUAUCAGUUCUUAAUCAGAUGCCACAAAGACAUGGUCCUGAUACUUUUUUCAAUUUCCCUGGUUGUAGUGCUGCGGCAAUUGCAUUGCCUCCUAUUGCAAAGUGGCCUUAUCAGAAUGGCUUCACCCUAAACACUUGGUUUCGUAUGGAUCCAUUAAAUAACAUUAAUGUUGAUAAGGAUAAGCCUUAUCUUUAUUGUUUUCGUACUAGCAAAGGAGUUGGUUACUCUGCUCAUUUCGUUGGUAACUGUUUAAUAGUCACAUCACUGAAGUCCAAAGGAAAAGGUUUUCAGCACUGUGUGAAAUAUGAUUUUCAACCACGCAAG
This is a messenger RNA of Carlito syrichta (Philippine tarsier), 735 nucleotides long. RefSeq names its product neurobeachin-like. NCBI's taxonomy places the organism in Eukaryota, Metazoa, Chordata, Mammalia, Primates, Tarsiidae. Gene Ontology annotation, molecular function: protein kinase binding. The transcript has 6 exons. Gene Ontology annotation, cellular component: cytosol; membrane. Gene Ontology annotation, biological process: intracellular protein localization. The record is from RefSeq and is a predicted model, not a curated record. The annotation marks the transcript as partial.